UUUAAAUGUUUACAUUCACAUCGUCGAAUCUUCAGGGUCAUUUUAGCGCUGAGAUUGCAGUUUUUAUACCUUUUCUAGAGGUUUUUGAGCCUCUCCACGAUUGCCAAUUAGCGCUCGGCUUUCUGUGAAUUGUGCGGCUUGUGUUUUUCGCUCAGUCUGCUCCGAAACUUCGACCGAUAAAAGUGGCCGGAAAAACAUCCGCUUCUGUUUUUUGGAUUUGUUGCGGAAGAUAGAGUGCUAGCUGGUGUUUCGCUGUCAUUAUCAGACAUUAGAUAUAAUCAUGGAGGAGACGUAUCUGUAUGAUCCCAAUCUGCUGUUAAAGCUGGACUUUCAUCGCAGUCCCGCCAAGUUCAAUCCCUUCAUAUCAGCGGCUAAUCCUGGAGAGCCCUGGAUGAAAGUGCGUCCUCUCAAGGACACGGACUACGAUCGUGGAUUCCUGCAGCUGCUGUCCCAACUCACCCACGUGGGCAAUGUGAACCGCACGCAGUUUUUGACCCGUUUUUCACAGAUGAAAGCCAGUGGAGAUUACUUUGUCACCGUCAUCGAGGACACUCGGAAAAACGAGAUUAUUGGAGCUGCAUCUCUGGUGAUCGAGCGCAAGUUCAUCCACAAUUGUGCCGUGCGUGGUCGCCUGGAAGAUGUGGUGGUAAAUGACACCUAUCGCGGCAAGCAACUGGGCAAACUGAUCGUGGUCACCGUAUCGCUGCUGGCCGAGGAACUGGGCUGCUACAAAAUGUCGCUGGACUGCAAGGACAAGCUGAUCAAGUUCUACGAGUCGCUGGGCUAUGUGGCCAUUCCCGGAAACUCCAACUCCAUGACGAUUCGCUAUGAUGAGGGGCCAGCGCUGAAGCGGAAUGCCACCUCAGCCGGCUCCAGUGGAACAGUGGGCGACUCCUGCCAAACUAACUCUCAAUUUUAUAACUUUUUCUCCCCUUUCUGCUACUGAAUGUGCGGCUCAACUCUCAACUUAAAAGGUAGUUGUUAUAUUACCCUUUAAAAGCACCUUCAUCAAGUAGCCAUAAGUUUGAUAAACUCGCAUAAAUACACUAUUUAUAACACUUAUCUACAAGCUCAACCCGAAUCUGACAAAAAACACUGAAGAAUAUAGCAAUAAAUUGAAUGGAAAGUUUACAAAUU
Molecule: messenger RNA, 1137 nt
Organism: Drosophila suzukii
Lineage: Eukaryota; Metazoa; Arthropoda; Insecta; Diptera; Drosophilidae
Gene: Gnpnat
Product: glucosamine 6-phosphate N-acetyltransferase
Biological process (GO): UDP-N-acetylglucosamine biosynthetic process
Cellular component (GO): Golgi apparatus; endoplasmic reticulum-Golgi intermediate compartment; endoplasmic reticulum
Molecular function (GO): glucosamine 6-phosphate N-acetyltransferase activity; monosaccharide binding
Source: RefSeq, a predicted model, not a curated record